This is a messenger RNA of Paramacrobiotus metropolitanus, 2348 nucleotides long. RefSeq lists its product as uncharacterized. The record is from RefSeq and is a predicted model, not a curated record. Lineage: Eukaryota; Metazoa; Tardigrada; Eutardigrada; Parachela; Macrobiotidae. Gene Ontology annotation, molecular function: zinc ion binding. Bases 277 to 2247 code for a protein of 656 amino acids. The transcript is spliced from 6 exons.
UCAAACAUUUCUGCUUGGUUAUGGAGCGCGUGUUGAUUGAGUCUGUGCCGGUGACAUACGUAAAGGUUUUUGUGCAUGUACUAGGUAUUGUGCCUGGUAAAAGUGUGCAACUUGACAUGAAAACUUCAGAAUUUACUAGUAGGGCCCUUGUUUUAGAGCGUUUCUAAGUUCUCACACAGCCGGUUGCACCAGACAUUUGCCGUAUUAGGAAACUGGUUCGCGUUACUCUUUGGCAGUUAUUACGUGUUCUCCGAAAACUUCAGUUAUCUGUUCAUAAUGGAUGCCUUGCGAGCAAUGGGUAUUGCAGUCAGUGUAGGACCCAGAAUCCAUCAAACCCUUACAGAUUUAUCGGAAAUUCUGGAAGGGAGAAAUGCUUUCGGACGGGUUCGGGUCAGGAAUACCGAUGCCAUCCGGAUGUCACAUGAAACAGCCAUGGCUGAUAUGGAACGGAGACUCGAAGCCAGCUCAGCCCGCAAUCGACGGGAGCACGAAAUGGAAAUGAAUGGACUACGUCAUUCUGCAUCAGCUGAUCGGGAGCGCCUAGAACGGAAAUUUCAGCGCGACCAGGAAGUAAUGCAGCGGAAAUGGGCGGCUGAGCGACAGCGUUACGACGAACGUGUCAACAAUCUGAUAAAAAAUAUACAGCAGGCUGAGCAACGAGCGCAAACAAUAGCCGCGCAAAUCGAGAGGCCCGCGCGGGAUCGUGCACGAAAAGUGGCUUUCGUUAACGGGCUGAACUUGUGUAUUCGGCAAACGGACUCGCUUUUGCUGGUGGGAGCCAAAGGAACCGGAAAGAGCACGUUCUUGUGGUUGCUUAAUAAAGGCGACCAACCAAAACGGACAACAAGUGACGGCACCGGCGAGAUUAUUCAUUUAGAAGGAUAUGUUGAUUCCAUUGGGCUGCGUGGUUGGACGCCGGAAGAACUGUGGAAACUGUUUGUUCUUCUGAUUUAUCACGGGAUGCCGAAAGAUAUCAUUGUCUUCAGCAACGACCGCGUUGAUUUGCCGGUCACCACCCUCGGUCUGCUGGGCAUCACCAAUCCCAUGUUUGUCAUCAUGUCCAGUGAUUUUUGGAGAAAUCACCAGUCACCCGUGGGUGGGCGCCCAAGAAUCGAAUUAGUCGAAGACUGCCGCGGUGUGCGCCGAGUCUUUCCUGAGUCCGAUCUGGAACACGUUUACAAUUUGCCGGUCUACCGUGACAUCGAAGAGUAUCAUCUAGGGACUCCGAUUACACACCAUACUGAUAUCGAGGAGCUGGUUCGGAAGCGGGCGGAUAUUGGAGUUCAGCCGUUCCGAUUCCUAAUGGACAAACUGGGAAGUCGCUUUCACUUGGAUAAUGAGAAUGAUCACCACUUGGAAGCCAUAUUUCGCUUCAUCUGGAUAUACGAGAAACAGUACCAACGAGAUGCGCUCGGCUUCAUGAAUAAUGCAUCGCUUCAAGAUUUCGCCGAUGAAGCUGACUUCGACGCACCCUCCAGCGAAACCCACAUCACUCACGAGAGAAUCGCGUCAGUCCGUCACAGCAACGCAGACAUCUCAACGCACGGACAAAAUGUCACAGUUCAUCGGCAAGUUACCUGCGAUGUCUGUCGAAGCACCCCGAUUACCGGUAUCCGUUUCAAAUGUCUGACGUGUCCUGACUAUGAUUUGUGUGAGACGUGCCUAGCUAGAAACCAUCGCCAACAUGACUUCUUUGCUAUUCGUAAACCCCGAGCCGCACUGUCCGCCAAAUGCCGGAUGGUGUACGCAAAAUUCCGUGCUAACGGAUCAGUGGGACUGUUGGAGCCGGUACGGAUGGAGAUGACCAGUCAUCCGUCCGUUCGCUGCGACGUCUGCGACGAAAAUCCCAUUGUGGGCAUGCGUUUCAAAUGCCUUGUAUGCCACAACUACGAUUUAUGCGCAACUUGUUUUACCAAUCACCAGCAUCCUGAACACGACUUUUUGGUCAUCCAGUCACCACACCGAGAGAGGAAACUAUCAACCUCUGGAGGAAGGUGUACGCAUUCGAGAUUUCAGAACCAGGCUCGCGUGACGAAAACGGCACGGACACUAGUGAUGACGAUGACACUGACUAAGGCGAAGGGAUUAUCAGCAUUUUGUCGCUCGCGCAACUACGUCUGCUGUAACACUUUUCGCAAUAAACGUAAAGGAAAAGGAUUUACCGUAAAUGCACAGCAGCAACAUUCCAGCGAUUUUUUUGGAAGUUAUGCAUCUGAGUUCUGGUUUGAUCAAGAAAAUUAUCUGUAGUGUACAGUUAGUGUCACUCGAAAAUGGUAAGAUGUAUGUACCCCAUGUCUGUUUCCCUGUCUUAGCUAAAAGAAGGCGCUGCCUCGUAGCGAAGGACAAUA